This is a messenger RNA of Drosophila serrata, 2537 nucleotides long. RefSeq lists its product as uncharacterized. The record is from RefSeq and is a predicted model, not a curated record. Lineage: Eukaryota; Metazoa; Arthropoda; Insecta; Diptera; Drosophilidae.
AUGGAUGCGGACAUGGACAUGGAAGCCAUAAAAAUGCUGUCGUCGACCAUGAAUAUGCCAACCAGUCCAACUCCGAAUCCAAAUGCGAUGCAGCCGCACUAUUACGACGUUCAGUGCGAGGAGCGGGGCGAGAAAAAGAAAGUUAUUGGAGCCGGUUGCGGCAACCGUUCUACUGGCCAUGUCCUCCACCUCCACACCCCACUACCAUCUCGCUCCUCGGCUCUUUGCAUACUGAUCUUCCAAUUGAGCCUGACUCCAUCAGUGCUCUGCGUGUCGCCGGCCAACGAGACAACGGCCUGGCCACCCAUGCAUCAUUACGAUAUUUGGGACGAUCACUUGGUGGAUUCCGAUGAACGGGAGGAGCCGUUGAUUAGCAAUGAGGCGGACUUUGAGCUGCAAACAGAAGCACAGCAGGAUCUUGAGCUGGAAUGCACCAUCAUUCAGACAUCACUGAUGGAGAUGAACCAAACAAUCAGCAGACAAGGAAAAGUGAUCCACCUCUUCCCCGUGCCUGUGGAUGGUGACUGUAUGUCUGACGAUGGUCGUCUGGGCAACUGCCUCAAUGCCUACGAGUGUCGACAGAAGGAUGGUCAAGCUCGAGGUGAAUGCGCCAUGGGAUUCGGGGUCUGUUGCGUAUUCCUAGCCAAUUGCAAUACCACCAUCGCUAACAAUAUCACCUAUAUCGUGUCGCCGGGAUUCCCCAGUUUUAUGCCCAGCAAUUUUACCGGCUGCCGUUUGCGGGUAAAGAUGAUGAGCGAUGACAUAAGUCAGGUGCGAAUCGACUUUCAUCACUUCACAUUGGGUCAGCCCAAUCGCAGAACUGGGGUCUGCGAGGGGGAUGUCUUCAAUAUAGGCGGAGGACCCGGUGGAAAUAUCUCAAUUUGUGGUCAGAACAGUGGACAGCAUUUAUAUUACGAUGUCGGAGCUCGGGUCUCUCCACGACAAUCCACGUUGUAUGGGAGCCUUCGUCCUGUGGAAGGAACUAAUAGCAGCUCUGCCAACGGCACCUCAACGGGGGGAGAUCGCUUUGUGGACAUUAAUCUCAAUCUAUCCAAUCGCUUUUUGCCGCUUCGAAUAUGGGAGAUGAGCGUAACGCAGAUACCAUUCAGUCAACGAGCUCCUGCCGGUUGCCUGCAAUAUCAUACCGGAACUGAGGGCGUCAUGCAGACCUUUAACUAUGCCGAAAAUGGCCGACAUUUGGCCAAUCAGAAUUAUAGAAUUUGUGUUCGCCAGGAACAGGACAUGUGCUCGAUCAUGUACACGCCUUGUGAUGAGCAAUCCUUUCGGAUUGGCGGUGGAGGACGGAUGGUCACGCGAGCUGGUGAAGUUACAGCGGGAAAUCAGGGAGCAGCUACCUCAGCUCCUGCACAGCUGGCUCAAUCGGAUGUUGCAAGCACGACGGCAACCUUGGUUAAUGCAGCAAUGACCACAGCAGCACCCACGUCCAGUACACAUCAAAUGCUGGCCAACAUGGCCAACUCCACAGCCUCCAGUUUGAUGUCCAUGAUGUCGAGCAAUGCCAGUUCAGUUGCAGCACCAUCCAGCACCGCCGCCAGCACCAGCAGCAGCAGCACGGCAGCAAUGAGCACGACGACAACAUCAACCACAGCAGCACCACUCCGUUCCAGUACAGCGGCUUCUACUUCCUCGGCAGCACCGUCAUCCUCGCCGGCUAGCGACGACGUGGAGGGCUCAGGCGGUGAGGACGGAACAGCUGGCGAUGAUGACGACGAUGGAGGCUUCCUAUUCUUCAGAAGUCCACCCACAACCGAAGAGCCGGGCGUUUCGCGACGUCCACGUCCGGUGAGUGGUGGCUUCGAUAUCCUUGGCUUCAUUCGCAAUGCCUUCGAUUUGCAGUUGCGCCGGCGACGACGACGUCAGGCUCGCCAGUUCUUUAGCACCUGCUCGGACAGGAUAACGAUGCCGUGCAUCAUUGAGGAUUUCAUUGGCACGGGUCUGGGUCCGCUGCCUGGCUGCGAGCCUGUCCAUUGCGGUGCUCAAUUCUGCUCCUCGGGUGCGUGGCCAUGUCGCAUCGAAAGCACAGUGACUCCAUUCUACAUAGGCGUUCAUUUCGGCAACGGUCUGGGUGCUGGCAAGGCGAAUGCCGAGGACAAUGUUGGAGCCUGUCUGCGUUUCUCCCAAGUGCAGUGCAUGUAGUGCAGCACAUUCGUUUCGUUUUAGAAAAUGGAGAGAGAAAAGAAUUAAGAAUUUAUGCACAUAUUUAAAUAAUUUAAAAUGUAUUCUCUGUAUCCAAAUUAUUUAUUUAUACACCAGCCUUAUGGUAGUUUUAAUGAUUUUCGAAAUGAGAUUUUACAAAACAUAUCUGAGGGAUGGAUUAUAAACUUAAAGUCUAUAUAAAGACUGUAUUAGUAUUCAUUCACCCAUGUGAGGCACCUAUAUAUAUAUUUGUCAAAAAAUACUUCGUUAUAUACAUUCUUUGAUGAUAUCGGAAGUUUCCCUUCAACUUAUUCGAGCCUAACUAGGAAUAUAUCUGGGAGUAGGACUCGCAACCCCUGGAUAAAUCGCACGGGGGACAA